This is a messenger RNA of Medioppia subpectinata, 365 nucleotides long. NCBI's taxonomy places the organism in Eukaryota, Metazoa, Arthropoda, Arachnida, Sarcoptiformes, Oppiidae. The record is from the annotation of a GenBank genome assembly.
AGCUCACCAAACAGAUCCCGGAGCUCAACGAAUUCCAGUGCGGUAUCUGUCAUAUCCAUAUAAUGCACACUUCGGCGAGUCUGGCCAUCAAUGAGAACUGGGAUCCAGACGUUCGCGAAGAUAUGGAAAUGUUUCUCUCGAGACUUAUUCCUGAAACCACACCAUUCCGUCACUCCUGUGAAGGACCCGAUGAUAUGCCGGCGCACAUCAAAGCAUGUUUUUUGGGCUCGUCGUUGACAAUCCCAGUGAGCGAUGGUAAGCUAAACCUGGGCACCUGGCAGGGAGUGUGGCUCUGCGAGCACCGCAAUCGGGCCGGCAGUCGCAAAGUGACGGUCACUAUAACGGGCGCACUAAAGCCCGGCGCG